AUGGGACGGGAGAAGAACAAGAUAUGUCUUCAAUUUCACUUCCUAUUCAGCAAGUCUAAUCUGAACCUGGAGAUAUUCAGCAGAAAACAGAGAUUAAGAAAGAAGGAGGAGAUGAAGAUAAAGAUGAGACCUCUCAGGGUUAAAAUCAGGAAACCCUACAGACCUCAAUAUAAGGAGACAGAAGAAGAGUUUUCUGAUGAUGAUAUUGAUGUAGAAACUAUUGUUGAUCAAGCUUUCGGACUUAAGAAAGUUACUCCGGCUCAGGAUCUUGUACUAGACCCUACCCCUGCUGUACCGGAUCGACCUGUAAUCUCAGAUAUCCAAAGAGUGAGAAUUAGGAAUAGAUUGAAUGAGAUUACUACUCUGCCCCCGACAGUUCCUAUCAGGAACCUCAUCACAUCAGACUUCUUUAACGGAGUAGAUGGUGGAGAAUCAGGAUUCGGGUCUCCUGAAUUUGUUGUCAUAAAUGAUAUCCCUGCAACCCCUGAAUCUCCUGCAACCCCUGAAUCUCCUGAAAACNCUACUAUACUUACUACUACAGAAGAUGAGAAUGAGUUGUUGGACGAGAUCCGUCCUGUUCGUAGACCUGGACCUAGACCUUUCAUCAACCUUGGUUCUUCAGUAAACUCUCUUCAUCCUAAUCACAAGUAUCCUAGGAUAACUCCUCCAACUGCCCCGACCUUCACCGUAUCAACAACUCCUUUUACUGUCAGGGCAUACAAUACCAUAGUACCUCAUAGCUAUACAAGAAAUAGAACUCCUUCAAGGCAAAAAGAUUCAGGCUACUCUUUUCCAUCUCCUGGGUUUUCAAGUUUUCAAGAAAAUAGUUCCAAUACUCCGUUAUUUAGAGAAAUACAAGAUAACAAGCAGUACAAUAAGAAUGAUUUUAACGAUGAGAGUGUAAAAGGAGUGAGCUACUACAACAACUACGGACAACAUGAUGACAGACCCCUGAUAACCCGCCCUGUAUCUGCUGAGAUCCCUGUAGCAGAGGCGGAGGCAGAUAUAGUGUUCAAGGAGGCGGAGAAGGCGAUUGAAGAUGAAGAGGCUGAGAGGAUUGUUAGAAGACCUGGAGAAGUCAGAUUUGGAGGAACCAGUAUUGUUUUGCCACCUCCAGGCAGAUUUUCCUCCCCUAGAGAGCCCGCCAUUGAUCCCCUUGCAAUGCCUCCAAAAGGGCUAAUCAGGGGUGUCCCAAGAACCAGGGUUUCUCAGGACCAGCGCCCGGUCAGCCUUGUUUACCCAAACCAUCCGGUCAGCUCAGUCUUUCCCGACAGGGCUGUGAGUGAUAUUUUUAGAGAGGAGCCUACUGAACCUUUUACUCAGUUUUCAGAUAAAUUCCCAGUUCCAGGAGGGAUUGAAGUGGUCAAUUCUGAGCCUGAAGUUAAUGUACCUUCUUUUGAAAACUUUUUCAAGGACUCUGAGAAGUAUUUUGGGAAUCCGUUUUCUGUUGAUCCCUUCCUCAAGCUGGAGAUAGACGAGGAGAAGUUUAAUUCCAAUAAAUCCAAACCAACUAUUCAUCAUAUACCAUUAGAGAUUAGCGGGGGCCCGAGAAUAAAACAAUUUGUUAAUCUGGGAACAUCUGAGGCUCCGCAAUUCAGACCCAAAAGAAAACUGUAUAAACCCCCUCCAGUGCUAACUAAAUACCAACCACCACAAGCCAGAGAGGAUACAG
This is a messenger RNA of Eurytemora carolleeae, 1672 nucleotides long. RefSeq lists its product as uncharacterized. The record is from RefSeq and is a predicted model, not a curated record. Lineage: Eukaryota; Metazoa; Arthropoda; Copepoda; Calanoida; Temoridae.